AUGCUUGCACCAAUCAUAACAAAAGAUAUGGACUUGUUCCCAAAGCGGAACCUAAACGGUAUCAAGAACGUUCGCUCCAGGGCCCAAAGCCUUACCCAGGUCUCCCAGUCGAGAACGCAAAGUCUUCGUGUUCGAGUGGCUCCAGCGAGGCCCCGCACGUCCCAAUCCGUGGGAAACCUACCAACGGCCGGAAGAAGCCCUCCGAAGCUAACCGCAUCCCGUAAAACGACCCUCAAUCCCAUCGAGGAAGGUGUCGAAUGGAGAAGUGACGAUAAGCCGGCUACAGCAUCCGCCGGUUGUCUACCCGAUGAGGCACAGCUUCGUAUCCAACAGCUGCGUGGUCUCCAGGGGAGUCCGGAUGGGAAUCUGCAUGAGGGAAAGGAGAAUAAUGAGGAGCCGAAGGGAAAGAAUGAGAAGUAUUUCCAGGAUGGGAAGAAAAAUCGGGUGAUGCGCUGGAUAACGAAUGCGUUUCGAUCGAGGUCGCGGAGUGAUUCUGGAGAUGAGGCCAUGUCGACGAACAGCAGC
Mesorhabditis spiculigera is the source of this 525-nucleotide messenger RNA. The record is from the annotation of a GenBank genome assembly. NCBI's taxonomy places the organism in Eukaryota, Metazoa, Nematoda, Chromadorea, Rhabditida, Rhabditidae.